AUGAUCUUGAAGAAUAUAUCCUCAUCACUUAGAUUGGUGAACAAAAAGGAUACUACUGAUAUCCUUUUUACGUUUCCAAUAAAUUGUAAAACCGGAUCAAUUAUAGCUAAAUUAACUCCACAAUUAGCAUCGGUAAAAUUUGCUAGUUGUAAAUUACUUGGGGGUAUUUACUUCAAAUUGAACAAAGAUGCUGAAGGUAUUGAUCUACUUAGUAAGGCUUUACAAGUCGAUUCAAAUGAUUUAAGUCUUUGGAUACGUCUAGCUCGUGCUGCUAUUCGUUCAGGUUUCUUUGAAGUUGCUAUCAAUUCAAUAGAUCAUAUAUUAACAAAAAGGCCUUCUCAUCCACUUGCAUUGCAAUUGGCUCUGCCACUGUAUUUUGCAGUUUCUGAAUUAGAGAUUUGCUUAGAAUUAUCAGUUCGUAUGUUACAAAUAGAUCCUUUUAGUGAAUAUGCAGUUUAUUUUAUUAAUCGAAUUCUUACAAUUCAACCAAGUUUACAUGAAAUGAUUCAUGAUUUGUUCCUGCAAAGGCCAGAUAUUUUGAGUCAAUUACCGUCAUAUGAUGAAGCUGAACGGAUUGAUCAAGAAAUACAGAAUAUUCGAAUAGUAUAUCGUAGACAAAAAGAUGCUGAAACAGAACUACGAACAAUUCCAUUGGUUAAAUUCCCAUCUCCAUUGAAACAUUUAAGCUGGCUACAUUUGAUUCAAGAAACAAUAACAAUGUACGAUCGUUUAAACUCAGAAUCAGCAAUUCAUUCAGUUCUUGAUUUAUCAUCAUUGUUGUGCAAAAAUGUACCUAAUUUUGAAUCAAUUCCUAAUGAGAUAAAUGAAGUUUCAAAUAACACUGUUACAUCAUCAUCAGCUUCUCUUAAUUUAAAGUUUGGUGAACAAUUGAAUGAUAAUAUUGAACAUGCUGUAAAUUUGAAUAUUGAAAAAGUACCAAAUGUUGAUGCUGUAUAUGAUACAAUGAAAGAUGAUGUAAGUGAUUUAAAUAUUGAGGCAUCAAAUGAUGAUUUAACUACUACUGCCGGACUUGAAAAACGUCGAUCUUCCAGGGUUAGAACAUGCUUUGAUUUAACGGAUGGUUUAAAUCGUUAUUGUUCCAGACGAUCUGUUAUAGCAGAAUUGGAAAAAGUUUCGGACAAGUAUAAACCUUCCAGUGAAAAAUCAGCUAGCUUACAGAAAGAAAGUAAUUAUAUAAAUGAUCGGUUUAAAUUAAUCGAUAGAUUUCAAACACUUUUACCUCAAGUAUUUAGAGAUCUUGGUGUCUUCGAUCAAAAACAGAAAAUGUCGAAAGAACUACAGUCAACCACAGAAACACUUAUUCCAUGCACUGAUUCGUUCACUGAAAUUUCAUCAAAUUGUUCAGAAUGUGUGACAUCAACUUUUUCGAAUAUGUGGAGUCAAAAGUCGAUUCAUGAGUUCCUGGUUCUUUUGAAUGACAUGAAACCAAAUAUUAUUACAUUUGGUAUAUCAUUGCUUUUACAAACUAGUCGCCUUUCCGGAUACCGCUGGUCGUUAGAAUUCGCAACUGCGUAUCUAUAUUUAUUUGACCGUUUACAACCAUCUUUUCCUUAUUUAUUAACAACUCCACCUUCCUCAUCAUUGUCAUCAUCAUCACAGCUACUGGAAGCUGUUAUUCAUCAAGAUAAAACACGAUCAGAAACCUGUUUGCUACCUGAGGAUGUUUUAGCUUUAAAAGUAGCUCCAGAAUUAUAUCACUUGGCAUUUUUCUACAUUAUAUAUGUAGAAUUAUAUUUAGAAGAAUUAGAAUCUACCAGUCAUAAUUCAACGAAGUCAAAAGAAAAAAUUUCGAGACCGACUGAAAUACCAACACCAGUAUUUUCUGUGUUAAACGAUGUACUCACAGGAAUUGAAGAAACGUCAUCAAAUUAUCCUAUUGUUAUGAGUCAUUUGUUAUGGAUGCAUUAUUUAAUGAGUUCACAACGUCGUGAUUAUGCAGAAAUGAAAGAGUGUGUACUCGCUCUAAAGAAGCUGAUUAUAGAACACAAACUUGUUGUCGUUAGAUCAUAUAGCGUACAUCAUGGUGACUUAACAGUUGAUUAUAUGAAUCAUUUGUUAAUAAAGUUAAAAGAUGUUUCGUCUUUCGAUCACCUGAUUCAAUUGUCAAAUGAAGGUCAACACGAAGUUGUUGUAACGGAGCUAAUUAAAACGUUCCAGAUUCAACGUAAUAUAAAUUCAAAACAAUCUUCGUCCGAUCCAUAUGAUCAUUAUCACUCUAUCAUCAAACAACUGGAUUUAUGCUAUGGUUCAUUGAAACAUUUAGUCAUGAACUUAACACUAAAUAAUGACAAAAUUGUUUUUAAUAAUAAAUAA
Messenger RNA from Schistosoma spindalis, 2334 nucleotides. NCBI's taxonomy places the organism in Eukaryota, Metazoa, Platyhelminthes, Trematoda, Strigeidida, Schistosomatidae. The record is from the annotation of a GenBank genome assembly.